GCGCAUACUUUUACAACACUGCCGCCACCGGCACUGUGCAACACUGUAUUAUAAGUGCAAAAUUUCGCAGUAGGAAAUUUAUAGCCAACGUGAUUAAAUUUAGCCUAUUUUCGUGGGAAUUAACGACCGAAAAGGUUGUAUAUAUAGAAACAAUUUAUAGGAAAUACCAGAGAGGGACUUUCGCAAAAACCCGGAGCACGCCGAGGAUCGCCCCAUAGAUCACCAUGCCACGAGGAAAGUUCGUCAAUCACAAGGGCCGCAGUCGCCAUUUCACAUCUCCCGAGGAACUGCAGCAGGAAUCGGAGGAGGACAGCGACCAGACCAGCGGCUCGGGCUCCGAGUCCGAGGACAAAGAGGGCGCCAGUGGGUCCAAGCCGAAGGUUCCGGCGCCCAGGAAGCCGCCAGCAAACCGACAGAAACCAAGAUCUUCCGCAGGAGCAGGAGCAGCCAGCAGCUCGGAGUCGGAAUCCGAGGAGGACUCGGAAGAUGAUUCCGAUCUGGAAGCACGCGACGCCAAGAAGGGCGUGGCCUCACUCAUCGAGAUCGAGAACCCCAACCGGGUGACCAAGAAGGCCACCCAGAAGCUGUCGGCGAUCAAACUGGACAACGGUCCUGGAGCGGAGCCCGGCAAGGGUGCCCCCAAGCCGGAACUCUCCCGCCGGGAACGAGAGCAGAUCGAAAAACAAAAAGCCCGCCAGCGUUACGAGAAACUCCAUGCCGCUGGAAAGACCAUCGAGGCUAAGGCUGAUUUGGCCAGGCUGGCAUUAAUCCGGCAGCAGCGCGAGGAGGCGGCCGCCAAGAGGGAGGCGGAGAAGAAGGCAGCCGAUGUGGGCACCAAGAAGCCAGGUGCCAAGUAAUAGUGUCCUCCUCCAUCCCCUCCAGAAUAACAGAGCUCUCAAUCCCGAAACAACAAACACAACAAACAGGGCUAAAUGGCAAUUAGUUAAGCGUAAAUUAACCAAUGUAACGUAAACACACAUUCAAAAUUCUUCAAGUUUUCUAAGCCUGUCUUUUGUAACUGCAAACUAUACAAAAAAAACAUUUAAUAAUAAACCGACUUAUUAUAAACGAGA
Drosophila rhopaloa is the source of this 1073-nucleotide messenger RNA. Its product is annotated as 28 kDa heat- and acid-stable phosphoprotein. The record is from RefSeq and is a predicted model, not a curated record. Gene Ontology annotation, molecular function: RNA binding. Gene Ontology annotation, cellular component: cytosol. NCBI's taxonomy places the organism in Eukaryota, Metazoa, Arthropoda, Insecta, Diptera, Drosophilidae. The transcript has a single exon. Bases 225 to 857 code for a protein of 210 amino acids.